AUGGACGCCGCCGCCGCAGCUGCAGCCAGGACGACGCAGGCCGCUAAUGUCCUUUCAGCUUCUGCCGCCGGAAGAAGAAUAAUGAACCACCCAGCUGCCAUAGCCCCGCCGUCAACAUGGCCUCCGGCCAGACCAAACAUGCUCGUCCUUUAUGCCCGCAGCAACAGAAACUCUGCCCUGUCUCUGGCUCGCUGCUCCUUGAAGCCAAACGCCGACACAGACGAAGUUACGGAGAAAAUUUCUACCUUUGAUCCUCACUCGAGUUCGAAAUCCCAUGAACAACCAAAACCCACUUCGGUUGAACCGUAUUCGUCUUCUUCUUCGACGGAUUCGUCAUCGUUUUCCGCCGGAUUGGUGUUCGAUUUGGGUCCUGCAGACUGCUGGGAUGGCGCUGAAGUGGGGUCCCCCGUCGUGAAAAGGUUCAUCGGCGACGAGGAGGAAAGAUGGUACAUGUGGUACCACGGGAGGUCCGGUGAGAACCCCGGUUUGGAUUCAAUCGGAUUGGCGGUUUCCAGCAACGGGAUUCACUGGGAGCGCGGCGGAGGCCAUGCUCGAUCCAGCGUACACGUUGGUUCGGUGAUGAAUUGCAGUAAGGACUGGUGGGCAUUUGACACCCAUAGCAUUAGGCCUUCCGAGGUUGUCGUCAUGUCCAGCACAAAGGUCAGAGCUACCAGUGCCAUUUACUGGCUCUACUACACCGGCUACAGCUCAGAGGAGGUUACAUUUCUGAAAAAAUCCGAUUCCGAUUUCCCUUUAGGAAACCCAGUAAGGAUUUGUCACGGAAAUUUCAAGUCUCUGCCAGGUUUGGCGAUCGGCCAAGAUGGGCGAAAUUGGGCUAGAAUCGACGGGUUGCAUUACAGCGGAGCUUUGCUCGAAUUGGGCGCAGAGGGCAAGUGGGAUUCAACCUUUAUUGCUUCACCAAAUGUUGUUGUCCACGGUGAUGGCGAUCUUAGGAUGUAUUACCAUUCGUUCGAUCUUCAAAAUGGGCAAUUCGCAAUUGGGGUUGCGAGAUCCAGAGACGGAAUUAGAUGGGUGAAGUUGGGGAAGAUAAUGGGAGGAGGGCAGAGUGGUGAUUUUGACGAGCUCGGGGUGAUGAAUGCUCGCGUGGUGAGAAGCCGCAAAGAUGGGAAUUACGUGAUGGCGUAUGAAGGGGUGGCCACCGGCGGGAAGAGGAGCAUUGGGCUGGCUGAAUCUUCCGACGGGCUGAAGGAUUGGAGGAGGGUUGAAGAUGGUGGUGAAGUUCUGAAGGCGGUGGGAGAAGAUGGGUGGGAUGGGGGAGGAGUAGGAUCGCCUUGUCUGGUUCAGAUUGAAGGUGAGUGGAGAUUGUAUUACAGAGGUGUUGGGAUUAAUGGAGGGAGAACAGGGAUUGGAAUGGCUGUUUCUGAAGGAAGCAAUCUCAGGAGGUUUAGGAGAUGGACAGGAUUUCGUUUGUAAGAUGCAAAUGCAUUUAUUGUGUGAGAAAUUUUGUUUUGUUUUGUUUUGUUUUGUUUUGUUUUCAUUUUUCGUCUUAAUGUUCAAAUUGAGACGCUGUUGAUUGCUUUUUCUAUUGGAUGAAUAAAAUAAAAGCUUUUGUUGGCA
Messenger RNA from Malania oleifera, 1578 nucleotides. RefSeq lists its product as uncharacterized. The record is from RefSeq and is a predicted model, not a curated record. Bases 1 to 1434 code for a protein of 477 amino acids. The transcript has a single exon. NCBI's taxonomy places the organism in Eukaryota, Viridiplantae, Streptophyta, Magnoliopsida, Santalales, Ximeniaceae.